AUGGCAAAUCAAUUUAUAGGCUUGCAUAUGCAAGUGGUGAUGAGAGAUCCUCCGGGGAAUGUGUUCACAGGAACCGUCGUGGACGUGCAGGCAGGCAGCGGCUUGACUUUGACUAACGUAUUCAUGGCAAACACCAAGCAAUGGUUCCCAACUAUACAAAUCCCCGCAGCUAACAUUGCUGAUCUAUCCGAGAUCAAGGACAAACCAUCAACAACGUAUGCGCCCGCCCCUGUCGAACCUAUCGUCACUGCGCCUACUUUGACACGACCGCCUGCGCAGCCUGCCUUUGUUGACCCGGCCAUUCUCAGCUUGGGACGACCGCCUGCACCAGCGGCGUCUUCGGGACCCGAUACAAGGGCUUUGGCACAGGAGAGCGAAAGAACAGAAUUGCCGGGCAUUCCCGUGAAUGCUGCAGUUUCUACGCCUGGACGACCUACUCCGGACCACGAUUUGUCAGGCUCUAUUAAGAACUUGUCCAUUGGCGAAACAUUGGUGGAAACGGGUAAUGGUGAUUUACCUGAGGGCCAUGCCACCCGAUCUGCUAAGAAAAAGAAUACCAAUCGUCGCUCACGCCAAACCAAACAAGGGAAGAGUCAGCGUGUGGAAGAGGACGGUCUGGCUGCGGAAGGCUCGCCUGCUAGUGGGCGAGGCAAAGGGUGGAGGCAAACACCCAUAUUGCAGAGCACGUCUUCCUUUCAGCCAUUUCAAUUCUUAAAAAAGAGUGCCAAGGGGCGUAAGGGUACACUUGACAACGGUUGGGCAUCCGAGGACGUCACGGAGGAGAUGGGUGAUUUCGAUUUUGAAAACAAUCUGGCGAAAUUUGACAAAGCCACCAUUUUCGACCAAAUGAGAAGGGAGGAUCAGGUCGAUGAUGCGAGCCGCUUAGUAGCCCACAACCGCAAGCCAAAGCCUGGUACGGCUGGCGGUAAGAACUUGCAUUACACAGAAAAUGUGCUGGAUCUGCCCCCGAUCACCAAGAAGGACGCAUAUUCGUGGAACAGCGAGGCGGAUGAUGGGCUAAAUGGGGCAGAGAGGCUCUCGGGACGGGAAGUCCGAAGCAGCCAAAGUAACCGGAGAGCUGACAGCAAGUCGGGCCCUUCACGGAGAUCACAGUCACGCAAAGCAAGUGCCGUUGCGACAUCUGGCGGUCUGCCGCUGACCCGCGUCAACUCUGGCCAAGGUCACCCGCCUGGCCUAUACCUAGUCCCUUCGCACAAGCGUCUUGAAACCGUCUCUGCCUUGCAGAUGCUGAACCUCGAAAACAUUGCUGCAAACGAAGUUGGACUGACGGAGCAGCUCAUGGCCGAGAAUGGAGGACGAGGCAUCGCCGAGGUGACAUUUAGGGCCUUGACAGAUCCUGCUAUCAAGGUGCGGUUCGGACUUGCUGGUGCUAAUCCAUCCUCAAGCGCUACAUUAAGCAGUCCAGCAGUGGUUAUCCUAGCUGGUAACAACAAAUCAGGCAUGCGAGCAAUUGCUGCCGCGCGUCACCUUCGAAACAAGAAUGUGAACAUGCUUGUGUGUCUGGUCGGUAUUGAACGAGAAAAAGACCUGCUCGAGGACCUACGACAACAGAUUCAACUAUAUCGAGCUUUUGGCGGCAAGAUUCUUAGCAAGGUCGACCUUUUCGAGCAUCUACGCAAGUCGUCAUCAUCAGGAUCGCCCAUAUCGGUGGCCCUUAUUAUUGAUGCUCUUCUGGGCUUAACCAUUUCAUUUGAGGAACUGCGGACUGGUGACCAGGCUGCUGUAUACGAGUUGAUGGAAUGGGCGAACCGUAACGAAGCCUUUGUUCUUUCAGUUGAUGUCCCGACGGGUAUCGACCCGACUUCUGGAAAAGUAGCAGUGAUUGAUGGCAGUCAACUGUUUGUCAAGCCACGAUAUGUUGUUGCCAUGGGAGCGCCUAAGCGAGGUCUGCUCGAGGCUGUGACGCCCCCAGAUGAGGACGACCCACAGAACAUGAACAACACUGCGCACGACGAUGAUUGGCGUCUCUUUAUUGCGGAUAUCGGCUUAGGUAGUGCUGUGUGGAGGAAAGCCGGAACCAAGAUUCGACGAGGUAUCGACUUUGAUGAGAAGUGGGUACUCGAGAUGAAGUAUUCAGAUGGCCAGCAUGAUGAAAGCGACGACGAAGAGUAG
This is a messenger RNA of Fusarium poae, 2133 nucleotides long. RefSeq lists its product as uncharacterized. NCBI's taxonomy places the organism in Eukaryota, Fungi, Ascomycota, Sordariomycetes, Hypocreales, Nectriaceae. The transcript is spliced from 3 exons. The record is from RefSeq and is a predicted model, not a curated record. Gene Ontology annotation, biological process: P-body assembly; deadenylation-independent decapping of nuclear-transcribed mRNA. Bases 1 to 2133 code for a protein of 710 amino acids. Gene Ontology annotation, cellular component: P-body. Gene Ontology annotation, molecular function: mRNA binding.